AUGGUCCACUUCUUGUCGGUCACAGCCGGCAAUUGUCUCUCAGAUCAGUCCGAUGAACCGCUGGCUCCUCCUCUUCCGCCAUACAAGGAAGGAAAGCUAUGUCCGGAACUCUGGGCUUGCGAAGAUCCCAACCUCGACUUUCCUACAGUGGAGUGCCUUCUCGCUGACGUCAAAACGUGUGGAAUCAUUGGCGCAAACGGGGCUCCGACUAUUAUGUACUCCUUUGGCGUGACAGAUGGCAACAUUGCAAAAUUUCAUGACCCUAUCGUCCCAGAGGGCAACAUCUAUCGCGAUAUGCUGGACGGUCCCUAUUGGACACAGGCGAUAACACACACAAAUCUGAAAGACAAGACGAAACACGACCCAUUCAAGCUGGGCGUACCGGCAAGGGUGGAUGUUCUCAUUGCGAGGUCUGCGGAAGCGUACGCUGCCAGUGCGAGCGGCGAGGUUCUCGUCUUCAUCGGCCAGCAGAAGGGCACAGUGGAGGGUGACACAAUGCUCGGGAUCUUCCAAAAGCCCUUCGUCGACCCAAAAAAUCCAAACCCCGACCCCAGUAUGUUGCAAACUUAUGAAAUUCCGAUUUUGCAACGCAACCCUACCGUCACGCGGAUCGUCAGCAUCGACGUCUCCAACAACUUCCAGAGAGACGUUGACUGGGAGAACGGGCAAUCGCCGCCAGGUCUGGAUAACCCUCUCCUACCUUUAGGUGAAGCAGAUAACAUACCCGUCCCACCUGUUCCUGCCGGAAUGCGGAAAUCCCGGAGAGACGGAAACAGCACCGAGGACGGCGCCGAUCCUCCAACCCUCUGUCCUAUCGCAGUUGCCGACGCAGUUGCGACUCCGAGCUCAAUAUCUCCGUCUCCAACUUCCAAACCAUCAUGCGUUCUCCAUGAGCAAGAUCCUGACCAAGGCAUUACGCAAGCAUUCUGUCUCUGCGACAGCACUGCGACUCUCUCGCGACUCUCCGCGGCGUCUACAGGCGGCCCGAGCGACAGCUGUGCAUACACCACCAUCCCAGCCACAGCGAAAGAAGCAGUGACAACGUUCACGUCCACGUACACUAAGAACUGCCAGGGCUGCACUCAAGUUGGAUUCAACGCCCCUAGCUGCACAACUGUUCCUCAGUGUACCCCUACUAGUGCAGAGGUUACUGUUCAAGCAGGAAGCUCCCCUGUCCACGUUGGGACCCUCACCGGCACGGCUCUCCAUACUUCUGUUUCCAGUGCACUGGAAAAGCUGUGCCCAUCGGUGACUCAAGCCAUGAGUUCCACCGCCUGCGAGACAGGCAGCGUAACGAUUCCGAACACCGAUUUUGUCAGCGACGAAAGUCUCGACAGCGAUGGCGAGCUGGUGAUCAAGGCAGCAGCAAGUUCGUACAACUCGACCGCGCUCCGCGAUGCAAUGAUCAAAUCUGCACAGAAGGGCUCCAAACAACCUAGUUCCUGCUACAAUCAGAGUUAUACUGUCAUGGGGCGCCAAGACCCCAUGCCAAGAACAUGUAUAUAG
Messenger RNA from Rhinocladiella mackenziei CBS 650.93, 1506 nucleotides. RefSeq lists its product as uncharacterized. The record is from RefSeq and is a predicted model, not a curated record. The transcript has a single exon. NCBI's taxonomy places the organism in Eukaryota, Fungi, Ascomycota, Eurotiomycetes, Chaetothyriales, Herpotrichiellaceae. The coding region runs from base 1 to 1506 and encodes 501 amino acids.